CGCCCGCGAAACGUACAAAGGCAGUUCCCUACUGGAUACUAGUAUUGAGCACUACGUAAGAAGUUAUUGUCCAAGCAGAAUGACUCUCGAAAGAUGUAUGAAAGAAUAUUCCAAGUCCUUCGAGCAUUGCGUGGAUUCGCAACAACUCAAAACUAUCGAGAUAAUCGGUAAAUUUUCAACAUCCACGCUCGAAUUCGUCUGCGAGAAUGACGCCAAGAUGUUUAAGGAUUUGAGUAUCAAUGAAGGCGUGGAAUGUUAUAAUUCGAUUAACGAUCCCGACAAAUGUUGGCCUGCACUGACUACCGGAAUCAAUACUUUAGAAACUUACAAUUUCACUCUGGUUUGGAAUGACGCAACAUGCUCGGAACUGAAAUCCGCCUACAAUUGCAUCAUCGAAAAGAUUCCAAACUGUAAGGGCCAUCAGAUAACUGUAACUUUCGUGAGAGGUGUAUUCGAUGUGUAUCUGGAAAACUUAUGCCGCAGGAAUUCAAGUAAUUCACAGACAUUACCAGUUAUUAGCAUCAGCGCUCUCUUCUCGACUACAAUCACCCUGGCGAUCUGGUCAUGGAACGUUUAAAACUCUUAUUCAGAAAAAAAAUAGAUUUCUAACACGCAACACAGUGUUUCGGCAAAGUAGCGAUGUAACGCUUCAAGUCGAAGUAUUGUAUCGUACUCCUUGAUCUGAUUUCACUCGCUAUUUAGAAUCGUCCUCAAACAUAUACACACUUACUCACACUCUUAUUUUUAGUAUCAUCCAUGUAUUCUCUCGAUUGCGUCAAAGCUCAAUUGCCUUUCUGACCUCUAGCGAUACGGUUCGGAUGUGUGUGCAAAAAUACAGCAUAUCUUUUGUUCGUUAAUCAUCAAUUGUAUAUUGCGCCUCUUCCUUCAGAGAUCAAAUUGUGGUACCCCUCACUUGCCUCAUUUGUCGCCACAAGAUUUAAAGCAAGCUUUUUUCCCGGGUUGCUAUGCAACCCGUACCCUGCUCCGUUGUUUAUUCUUAUUUUUUCGCUUUGUGUCAACGUCGUCACACGCGAAAUAUUAAUAAAAACGCAAAAAGUUAAAAAGAAAUGGGAAAGAAGAGGAAUGACGAUCAUUCACCGUCAAGGGAAAAGAAAAAGAAAGUCUUCACUGAGAGACUAAGAGGAAUGGUGACAAAUAUUAACCGGAAAAAUAAAAAACGUAAGUGGAGAAGAACUUAAUCUGUUCAUACGGGGCGAAAAUGACCACCACGAAAAUUGACUCUUUCUGAAAGAUCAAUUACUGACAAAGAUUUGUUGGUCUCGACACCUUGUUGCUAUGCCAGCGAUUCGAUUGCUCGGCCGCGUGCCUUCGGUCUGACCGGGGAAUGCAACAUGCAUUGUUCAGUUUCCU
Molecule: messenger RNA, 1371 nt
Organism: Neodiprion fabricii
Lineage: Eukaryota; Metazoa; Arthropoda; Insecta; Hymenoptera; Diprionidae
Exons: 4
Coding region: 80-577 (165 amino acids)
Source: RefSeq, a predicted model, not a curated record